AUGGGAGAGCAAGAGCUAAACUCGUACUCUUCUGGAAAGAGACAUAAAGAGAGGAACGGGAGGAAGGCAGGGAAGCAAUAUAGCGCUCACGGGAAGGCAAAGAGCCCCUACCAAGAUACCGGGUAUACAAGGAUGGCGCCGGCAGCAAAAGAGCAGUUCUCAACGCUCAACGCCACCUACGAGGCGAUAUGGAAUGAAAAUAAGUCUGCCAUUCCACCUCCCCCUGCUAGGAAGUUCCCCGAGUCCUCAAGCCUCACCAAAGAAGACACGGGAAAAUUUUGUGGGUACCACGGGGAGGCAAGUCACCAAAUAAAUAACUGCAUUGAGCUAAAGAGGGCGGUUGAGGGCCGAUUGAAAGAAGGAAAAUUGCAGCAGUAUGUGCCCGGUCAGAGGCAUGUCGGAGGAAUCGAAGUGUAUGGGACGAUUAACACGAUUCAUGGCGGGUCCCGUAUAGAUAAUAGGAGCAACAAGGCAAAAAGGCAGUGUACGGGAUCCAGGGAUGGCCGGGAGGUAUUUGCAUUUGGAAGUAGCAAUAAUCAGCAAGUGACCACCGGCUGGAAAUCCGUUACCUUCCUGGAAGAGGAAGAGGAAGGGAUAAGGCCGCAUGAGGACCCGUUUCUAGUAACAUUGCAACUCGAUCACUAUAUCACGAAGAAUAUCCUGAUUGAGACAGGAGCCUCAGUCAACGUGCUGUUCAGAAGUGCCUGGAAAGGACUGCAUCGAGGAAGUAACAAGUUGAUACAAGACCACGAGCCGUUAAUCAGUUUCUCGGGCGAUGUCGUUCAGCCCCUCGGAUCGGACAACUUUGGGGUAAGCAUGGAAGGCCGAGAAGGAGUCGCCCGGGCGAUAGUGGAAUUUAUUGUGGUGGACUGUGAGUCGUCUUACAACGGGAUAUUAGGAAGGCCCGCCUUGUUGAAGCUGAAGUCUUUUGUCGCUGGCCACAUGUUGAUGAUGAAGGUUCCAACCCCAACAGGAGUCAUUACGAUCCGGGGAGACCAGGGGGCGGCAAGGAGUUGUUAUGCGAUAGACAAUGGGAGGAAGAGAUCUGAGGUUCUAUUGGCGAGCCAGGCCAUGGCAUCCCCCUCGGACCCUUACAUGGAUCCCAGGGAUGAUACCGACUAG
Molecule: messenger RNA, 1122 nt
Organism: Fragaria vesca subsp. vesca
Lineage: Eukaryota; Viridiplantae; Streptophyta; Magnoliopsida; Rosales; Rosaceae
Exons: 1
Coding region: 1-1122 (373 amino acids)
Source: RefSeq, a predicted model, not a curated record